Sus scrofa (pig) is the source of this 11359-nucleotide messenger RNA. The record is from RefSeq and is a predicted model, not a curated record. NCBI's taxonomy places the organism in Eukaryota, Metazoa, Chordata, Mammalia, Artiodactyla, Suidae.
AUUCGCCACCGACGGCAAAGUCGUGAAACCCCAUCACCACACUCCAUCUCCGUAUCGGCCCCUGCAGGGUCUAAGCUGCUAAAGAAGCUUUAACCUUAAGGGGGCCUCAGGGAGAGAGGAGUUGUACCGCUGCCGCCGAGAGCCCCACCUCCGCGGCUCCGGGUCCCGGGUCUCGGGCCCGACCUGUGGAGGCGAGCGGCGGCCGCAGGAAGCGGGCGGAGGCGGCGGGCGACCAGCCCGGUUCUCCGUCGCUCCGUGCGGGGCUGGGAGAGGGGAUCCGCCAUAUUGGAGCCGGAGCCGAAGGUACCUUGCAGCCGCCGCGCGAGGCGGGCGGAGGUGGCGGCCCUGGCCUGGAUCUGGGAGGAGUCGGCUGCUCCGAGGCCCGCAAGGCUGGGGAGUGAAUGAACGGCUCACGCUAGUCUCCUCCCCGCCCACUCUCUCCACUUUCCGCCGCCGGGACCCAGCCGCGAGGGGGCCGGAGUCGGCCGUGGCAGCGGCGGCGGCAGGAUGUUCUCUAAGAAGCCGCACGGGGACGUGAAGAAGUCUACCCAGAAGGUGCUGGACACCAAGAAGGACGCCCUGACCCGUCUCAAGCACCUGCGCAUCGUCAUUGAGAAUGCAGAGUCCAUCGAUCUUAAACAGUUUUUUGACCAACAUUUUUCACAUAUAUAUUAUGUGUUCUUUGAGAAUUUUGUUACUAUUGAAGCUAGUCUUAAACAGAAAGGUCACAAAUCUCAGAGGGAGGAAUUGGAUGCUAUACUUUUUAUUUUUGAGAAAAUUUUACAACUUCUUCCAGAAAGAAUUCAUCAGCGAUGGCAGUUUCAUAGUAUUGGAUUAAUUUUAAAGAAACUGCUGCACACAGGAAACUCCUUGAAGAUUAGGCGGGAAGGUGUUCGUCUUUUCUUAUUAUGGUUACAAGCUCUUCAGAAUAACUGUAGCAGAGAACAGCUUUGGAUGUUUUCAUGCUUAAUCCCUGGCUUUUCAGCACCACAAUCUGAAUAUGGACCUCGAACUUUAGAUAAUCUCAUUAAUCCUCCACUCAACCUUCAAGAAACUCAAGUCACUAUAGAGGAAAUUACUCCUCUUGUCCCCCCACAAUCAGGAGAUAAAGGACAGGAAGAUCUUACCAGCUAUUUUCUUGAAGCACUUUUAAAGUACAUAGUAAUUCAGGUAAAAAGUUUAGAAUGGAAGAACAAAGAAAACCAAGAAAGGGGAUUUUCAUUUUUGUUUUCACAUUUUAAGAAAUAUUACUUGCCUUAUAUUUUUCCAAACAUCUGUAAAGAGAAUAGUUUAUAUCAUCCUGUCCUUGAUAUCCCACAAAUGAGACCAAAGCCACAUUAUGUCAUGAUAAAGAAGGAUGCUGAAACCAAUGAAGCAAUUUAUUGUACGAAGGAGCCUUUCAUUAAGGCUCGAGUUAUUGUCAUUCGUUGGCUGGUUUCAUUCUGGCUUGAGCCAAAGCCGCAUACAGGACCUCAUAUUCCUGGGAUGGAAGGUGAAGUCUUGCCAAAGAAUAUUCAGAGAGCAGCUGCUAGUUUGGUAUCCAGAGAAGAAAACAAAAAUGAUAAUGCUGAUAAAGCGGAUAGAACUACAGAACCCGAACAGUCUCAUUCCAACACAAGCACUCUCACGGAGCGAGAACCUAGCUCUUCUAGCCUCUGUAGUAUUGAUGAAGAACAUCUUACAGACAUUGAAAUAGUCCGCAGAGUUUUUUCUUCAAAAAGAAGUAAUGUAAACUUUGUUACAGAGAUAUUUCGUCAGGCAUUUUUAUUACCAAUUUGUGAAGCAGCAGCUAUGAGAAAAGUGGUAAAAGUGUAUCAAGAAUGGAUCCAGCAAGAGGAAAAACCUUUGUUUAUGCAAGAGCCAGAAGAAAUUGUGAUCUCUUCUUCAGACUUACCAUGCAUUGACAACGUCACAGACCAUGAUAUUUCAGUGGAAGAAGGAGAAAAGAGAGAAGAGGAAAAUGGAACCAAUAUUGCUGAUCAUGUUCGAAAUUCCACUUGGACAAAAAAUGGCACCUACCAAGAUGUUCUUCAUAAUGCUUCUGAAGAAGCCACAGAACAAAACAUACGAGCGGGUACUCAGGCAGUUUUGCAGGUGUUUAUUAUCAACUCCUCAAACAUAUUUCUUCUUGAACCUGCAAAUGAGAUAAAAAGUCUUCUGGAUGAGCACACAGAUAUGUGUAAACGAAUUCUCAAUAUUUAUCGGUUCAUGGUUGUGCAAGUAUCAAUGGACAAAAAGACUUGGGAACAGAUGCUGCUUGUGUUGCUCAGAGUCACGGAGUCUGUGCUGAAGAUGCCAUCACAAACUUUUCUACAGUUCCAGGGGAAAAAAAAUAUGACCUUGGCAGGUCGACUUGCAGGACCUCUUUUCCAGACUCUUAUAGUUGCCUGGAUCAAAGCAAAUCUAAAUGUGUACAUCUCCCGAGAACUUUGGGAUGACUUACUCUCAGUAUUAUCAUCACUGACCUAUUGGGAAGAGCUAGCCACUGAAUGGUCACUGACAAUGGAAACACUAACUAAAGUUUUAGCUAGAAAUUUAUAUAGUUUGGAUCUUAGUGAUUUACCAUUGGAUAAGCUAAGCGAACAGAAACAAAAAAAGCACAAAGGGAAAGGAGUGGGACAUGAGUUUCAGAAAGUUUCAGUUGACAAGUCAUUUUCUAGAGGAUGGAGUCGUGAUCAGCCUGGCCAAGCGCCGAUGAGACAGAGAAGUGCAACAACCACUGGUUCCCCAGGAACGGAAAAGGCGAGAAGUAUAGUACGGCAAAAAACUGUUGCCAUGAGAAGCCGAUCCAUUGGUGAAUGUGCUCUGCCAUCGGCCUAUAUACGCAGUGCUAAAAGUGCUCCUGUUCUGAUCCAUACUUCCAAACCCUUCUUGCCUGAUAUUGUUCUCACUCCCCUUUCUGAUGAGCUUUCAGAUAUUGACGAUGCUCAAAUACUUCCUCGUCCAACUAGAGUCAGACAUUUUUCACAAAGCGAAGACUCUGGAAAUGAAGUUUUUGGUGCUUUGAGUGAGGAGCAGCCAUUGCCUCGAAGUAGCAGCACUUCUGACAUCUUGGAACCAUUCACUGUUGAACGAGCCAAAGGUGCAGUUCCUGUCAUUGACAGUUCAUCCCGUCAUGCGCCAAGCUUGCAGAGUUCCACAGAGGCUUCUUCAAUAUCUAGAUCCACUGAAAGCCACAUCACUGAUACUCAUAGUAGAGAGUCUUCUCUGGAAGUUGGUGAUAGCAUAUAUGACCAUCUUUGUCACUUAAUAGAUCCAGUAGAACUUGCAGAUUCAGCUUUUGAACAAAUCCAGUACAUUGACCUUGAAGGAGAUGAUGAUCUUCUUUCCUCCCUGAAAGAAUAUUUUAAGGAAAACCAGGAAAGUCAUAGUAAAAAUGAGUUAGGUAAAGAUACAGCUUCACAGGAAGUGAGUAUUGCAGUAAAUAGAGAUGAAAGAUCAUCCUUAGAUAAUUUAGAGUACAUAGACCAGGAGAGUAAAUCAGAAAAUACCACCUGUUUUGUUGGGACUCCUGAAAGCAUACAGUUUCAAAAGGAACCAAACUCAGCUGUCUUCAUGAGUGAUAGUGCAUCCAACCAGUUAGACAGCUUUAUGAGAACAAAAACUGAAAAAUGUAAACAACUAAACAGCGAUCACCAGUCUUCGGAACCCAGUUCAGGUAGCCCUUGUGAUAAAGAAAAGAGGAAACAUUUGUAUAGACAAACAGCCACAGAAUUAGAUGCCUGUGUAGAUAUAACACUAGCUGAAAAGGUUAAGGCUGUGCAAAUUAAUGAAAAUAUCACUGUCCCACAUGUUAUGCAUGCCAAGAAAACUACACUAAAAGCACCUGUUAACCGUAGAAUGCCUCAUGUUACAAGUACUAGCAAGCUUUCUCCAACUAAAAGGAGCUUGUCUGAAACAGUAACUCAUAGAGCCAAAAUCAUGAAAAUCGCUACUAAAAAACGAAAUAGUGUUCAUGUUACUUUUAGACCAUCUACUGAGUCAGUUCAGUUUUAUAAUCCUCUGGAAAACAAAGAGGCUCCAUGGAAGAUGAGACUGCGGAAGCUCAGUGGCUUUACUAGUAGUAGUAGCAGCAGUACUGGCACCAGCAACUCCCACACCAGCUCAGACAGUGUCACAGAACUAGUAAAACCUGGUGUGUACAGGCCUCUCGAUACAAUUAGUACAGCUUCAGUAAGUAGUAAAACCAUUAAGGAAUCUACAGAGAUUCCCACCGCCACGUCACAAAAAGAAGGAAUCGCAAGUAAUCAGUUAGGUAGUCGUAGUACUCCUAGGUCAUCAAGUCAUGAGGCAGGACUACAGCAGGGAUCCCUGGGUGGCGUUUAUAAAACUGUUGUACAUGCUCUUUCGAAGCCGAAGGCAAAUGUUUCCCCACAGAGGCAGAACAGAAUGCCACCAGAGGCUCCACUGAGGGAUCUGUACAGUCAUGUAAUGGGCUAUUUUGGAAGGAAAGCUGCAGUCAAUAAAGAGGACAUGAGCUCAAAACUGCCCCCUCUUAAUAGUGAUAUUGGCAGCAGCAAUGCUAAUGUUCCUGAUCUGAUGGAUGAGUUUAUAGCAGAACGACUUCGAAGUGGUAAUGCCUCAACUAUGACAAGAAGAGGAAGUAGUCCAGGCAGCCUCGAAAUUCCCAAAGACCUCCCUGAUAUUCUAAACAAGCAGAACCAGAUGCGCCCUAUUGAUGACCCAGGUGUGCCAUCAGAAUGGACUUCUCCUGCCAGUGCAGGGAGCAGUGACCUUAUCAGCUCAGACAGUCAUUCGGAUUCUUUCAGCGCUUUCCAGUAUGAUGGCCGAAAAUUUGACAAUUUUGGCUUUGGAGCUGAUACUGGGACUGCAUCCUCUGCUGAUGUGGAUUCAGGUUCUGGCCAUUAUCACAGUGCUGAAGAGCAAGAAGUGGCUAGUCUAACCACACUUCACAUCGAUUCUGAGACAAGCAGUCUUAAUCAACAAGCCUUCUCUACUGAAGUUGCAACAGUUACUGGUUCAGAAAGUGCUUCUCCGGUCCAUUCGGCUCUGGGAUCCAGGUCACAGACACCUUCUCCUUCCACAUUGAAUAUAGAUCACAUGGAACAGAAGGAUCUACAGCUCGAUGAGAAGCUCCACCACUCUGUUCUUCAGACACCAGAUGACCUAGAAAUCAGUGAAUUUCCAUCUGAAUGUUGUAGUGUGAUGGCAGGGGGCACUCUCACAGGAUGGCAUGCUGAUGUUGCUACUGUAAUGUGGCGAAGAAUGCUAGGCAUUUUGGGAGAUGUCAAUGCUAUUAUGGAUCCUGAAAUUCAUGCUCAAGUUUUUGAUUACCUCUGUGAACUUUGGCAAAAUCUAGCAAAGAUUAGAGAUAACCUUGGCAUUUCAACUGAUAAUCUGACCUCACCUUCUCCACCGGUUUUGAUUCCUCCACUGAGAAUCCUUACACCCUGGCUUUUCAAGGCAACCAUGUUAACUGAUAAAUAUAAACAAGGUAAAUUACAUGCUUAUAAACUUAUUUGUAAUACAAUGAAAAGAAGACAAGAUGUUUCUCCAAAUAGAGAUUUUCUAACACAUUUCUACAAUAUAAUGCAUUGUGGAUUACUUCAUAUUGAUCAGGAUAUUGUCAAUACAAUCAUCAAGCACUGCUCACCUCAAUUUUUUUCACUUGGUUUGCCUGGUGCCACAAUGCUUAUUAUGGAUUUUAUUGUAGCAGCUGGUAGAGUGGCUUCUUCAGCGUUUCUUAAUGCACCAAGAGUGGAAGCACAGGUUCUCCUGGGAUCUUUGGUUUGCUUUCCCAACUUAUAUUGUGAACUGCCUGCUCUGCAUCCCAACAUUCCUGAUAUUGCUGUGUCUCAAUUUACAGACGUUAAGGAACUUAUAAUCAAAACCGUAUUAAGCUCAGCAAGAGAUGAGCCCUCUGGUCCUGCACGAUGUGUAGCACUUUGCAGUUUAGGUAUUUGGAUUUGUGAAGAACUGGUCCAUGAGUCUCAUCAUCCUCAAAUUAAAGAAGCUCUGAAUGUAAUUUGUGUUUCCUUAAAGUUUACUAAUAAAACCGUAGCCCAUGUAGCUUGUAACAUGCUUCACAUGCUGGUUCAUUAUGUACCCAGACUUCAGAUUUACCAGCCUGAUUCUCCCUUGAAAAUUAUUCAAAUUCUAAUAGCCACUAUUACCCAUCUUUUGCCAAGUACAGAAGCUUCAUCUUAUGAAAUGGACAAGAGGUUAGUGGUAUCCUUACUUCUGUGCCUUCUGGACUGGAUUAUGGCCUUACCUCUAAAGACACUGCUCCAACCAGUCCAUGCUACAGGAGCAGAAAAUGAUAAAAUAGAAAAAUCUGUCCUCAAUUGUAUUUACAAGGUAUUACAUGGGUGUGUUUAUGGAGCUCAGUGUUUUAGCAAUCCAAGGUAUUUUCCACUAAGCCUCUCUGAUUUGGCAUCUGUAGAUUAUGAUCCUUUUAUGCAUUUGGAAAGUCUAAAAGAGCCUGAACCUCUGCACUCUCCUGAUUCAGAACGAUCUUCUAAACUCCAGCCAGUAACAGAAGUGAAAACUCAGAUGCAACAGGGAUUAAUCUCUAUAGCUGCCCGCACUGUUAUUACACAUCUGGUAAAUCACUUGGGCCAUUAUCCGAUGAGCGGUGGUCCUGCUAUGUUAACAAGUCAGGUGUGUGAAAAUCAUGACAAUCAUUACAGUGAAAGCACUGAACUUUCUCCUGAACUCUUUGAGAGUCCAAAUAUCCAGUUCUUUGUGUUGAACAAUACGACCUUAGUGUCCUGUAUCCAGAUCAGAUCAGAAGAGAGUAUACCUGGAGGAGGUUUAUCUGCUGGCCUUGCAUCAGCCAAUUCAAAUGUCAGAAUCAUAGUACGUGAUCUUUCUGGAAAAUAUUCAUGGGAUUCUGCCAUCCUGUAUGGACCACCUCUUGUAAGUGGUUUGUCAGAACCUACAUCUCUCAUACUUUCAUUGUCUCACCAAGAGAAGCUGGAAGAGCCUCCUAUAUCUAGUGAAUGCUUAGAAGAUGUAACAGUUAAAGAUGGGCUUUCUCUCCAGUUUAAAAGAAGAUUUAGAGAAACUGUACCAACUUGGGAUACAAUAAGAGAUGAAGAAGAUGUUCUUGACGAGCUUUUGCAGUAUUUAGGUGUAACUAGUCCUGAAUGCUUACAGAGAACUGGAAUCUCACUUAAUAUUCCUGCUCCACAACCUGUGUGCAUUUCUGAAAAACAGGAAAAUGACGUUAUUAACGCUAUCCUUAAGCAGCAUACAGAGGAAAAAGAAUUUGUUGAGAAACACUUUAAUGACUUGAAUAUGAAAGCUGUGGAGCAAGAUGAACCAACACCUCAGAAACCUCAGUCAGCAUUUUAUUAUUGCAGAUUGCUUCUUAGUAUAUUGGGAAUGAAUUCCUGGGACAAAAGGAGGAGCUUUCAUCUCCUGAAGAAAAAUGAAAAACUGCUUAGAGAACUUAGGAACUUGGACUCAAGACAGUGCCGAGAGACACACAAGAUUGCAGUAUUUUAUGUUGCUGAAGGACAAGAAGACAAACAUUCCAUUCUCACCAAUACAGGAGGAAGUCAAGCAUACGAAGACUUUGUAGCUGGUCUUGGUUGGGAGGUAAAUCUUACAAACCAUUGUGGUUUCAUGGGAGGACUACAAAAAAAUAAAAGCACUGGAUUGACCACACCAUAUUUUGCUACCUCUACAGUUGAAGUAAUAUUUCAUGUAUCAACAAGAAUGCCUUCUGAUUCUGAUGACUCUUUAACCAAAAAAUUGAGACAUUUAGGAAAUGAUGAAGUACACAUUGUUUGGUCAGAGCACACUAGAGACUACAGGAGAGGAAUUAUUCCUACAGAAUUUGGUGAUGUCCUUAUUGUAAUAUAUCCAAUGAAAAAUCACAUGUUCAGUAUCCAGAUAAUGAAAAAACCAGAGGUUCCCUUCUUUGGUCCACUUUUUGAUGGUGCUAUUGUGAAUGGAAAGGUCCUACCCAUUAUGGUUCGAGCAACAGCUAUAAAUGCAAGCCGUGCUCUGAAAUCACUGAUUCCAUUGUAUCAAAACUUCUAUGAGGAGAGAGCACGAUAUCUGCAAACAAUUGUCCAACACCACUUAGAACCAACGACAUUUGAAGAUUUUGCAGCACAGGUUUUUUCUCCAGCUCCCUACCAUCAUUUACCAUCUGAUGCCGAUCAUUAAAUAUCAGUUCUGUUUAUCUGAAGUUGGUAAGUAUAACAUUUGAAUUUACAAAGCAUUUGUCCAUUGUGAAACCUCAUCACUCUAACGCAUUGCAUGCCCAAUUGUAUUUCAUAUUAAAACCCGAUUACUAUCUUCUCUGCUCAUCUGUUAACACCUGUAAAAUUCUGCACUGUGUCUCUCACAUCUGUUAUCUAUCUUCUCUUUUCUCACUUCUGCUUGCUACUCCAUUUCUUCAUUCACAACAAAGAAAGAAAUGCAGUGAUAGUUCUCUUCCUCCCAAAACCUCCACUAGAAAACAUGGGCCAUUUCAAGGUAAACAGCCAUGGGAAGGCUUCUCGUGACUGGCCGGGAAUAGUAAUGCAUUACCCGAAAAGCAUGAGCUACUGCUCUUCACUCUCCUUCUGCCACCCAUCUGCAGUGCUUCCUCAAAAGGGCCAUGGAUUCAUAUUCUCCUCUGGGUUUUCCAGUAUAAGUCUCCUAUGAACCAGUUCACAUCUUCAGGAAGAGUAAAGGUGAACAGAAAUAUAUUUCCUUCUCUUUUUGAAGGCCAAGCUCAUUUCAAUUAAAAAGGAGAGAAUGUUGGAGAAGUUACUUUGAAAAGGAGGGCAGUUUAUCUGGAUUAGGAGUAGUGAUAAAAUAUUUUUCCUUGACAAUGUCUUCGUUCCUGAGUGUAACUAAUAUUUGGCCUUAAAAACACAGUGAAGUGUUCUACAGAGAUACAUUCUUGAUUUUCUAAGACAUCUCAGUAGGAUCUAUACCCCUUAUUAAACAGUUUUAUGUUUCCUUAUAAAUAUUCAUAAUUUCACUCUAGGCACAAAUGUUUCAUUAUGUGGAAGUAAUAGUAUAAGUAUUCCCAAGCCCAAAGUGUCUGUGAGGUCCUACACUGGUUAAUAUGCCAAAAGUUUCCCUAGUAAGUAAGGAAAUAUACGAAUUUAAGCCCUCAACUUGUGUGAUGUGACACGUACAGAUACUUUUCAUGUACGUAACACCAAGAAAAUCUGGAUUAAAGUGCCUUAAAAUAAACGGAAUUUUUAAAAAAUUGUUAUUCUGUUUGCAGAUUAUUUUUGUUUUUUGAAGGGUUUUUAUUUUUAUUUCUUAUUCACGAAAUAUUUGAGAACCUACAAUGUGCAAAGUUCUGUAGUAUUGCUGUAGAGAAUCAUAACUCAUAGAAAUAAAGUACAUAGGGGAAGAGCUAUGUAAAUGACGUGAAGAAUUUUCCAAUUUGAACUCGUUUUGCUUCUUUAAAAUUUUUAUAUCUACUAAAGUUAAGAAAACGAAAGCAUUGCCUAUUGCUUCUGAAUUGAGACACUUUGAGAGGUCAGUUUGUCUUUUUCGACUGACUUUCGGAAGAGAGUUCUUGUCCUCCUCCCUCCCCCCGGGAAUUUAUCUUGCUCCUUCUUAAAAGCAUAAAUUUAAAUACUUAGCAUGUAUAAUGGUCUCAUACCGUUAAGUUCCUUUUUGAAAAUGUUCGAUGCUGUUUUAUUUUCAAGUUGGAACAAUGAAGGCCUUUUUCUUGAUGAUACCCUAAACCCGAGAGAUAGGAAUUGGUCCUUUUCACCUGCUUCUUAAGCCCUUCCACGCAUGCUGAUGGUACUUUGGAUCCCUGUCCUUUCUGUCCCAAAGAUUUUGCUUCCCGUUGCUUUUUCCAAGGAGCUGGCUCUGGAAAUAAUGUUUGGUGGUUUCUUGCUAAUCUGAUGACAUGAGCCACCAGAGCACUGGGUUUUAAAUAAAAUAUUAGUAGACUGUUUUAACAAGCAAGUUUGGGGAUUGCUCUUUCCUCUCAAAAGACCUCGUUAAGGGUUGGACCCUUGCUGCAUCUGUGUAGCACAAAGGUUGUUUCUUAUGGGAGGAGAGACUGGAUGACUUGUAUUGAUGCUCUUGCUAUUUCCCACAGGCUCCUACCCAGAGAUUCUACCCAGUGAAACUCCCACAGCAACGCAGGUAGAUGGGGCUGACCUGGCCUCUCCAAUGUCUCCUCGAACUAGCAAAAGCCGCAUGUCCAUGAAGCUGCGUCGUUCCUCUGGUUCAGCCAAUAAAUCCUAAGGAGACAGCAGCCCAGCAGUGGCCAGCAGUAGCCACCUUAGCAUGCACACAGCAUUAACCCUUUCCAGCUUCGUGUUUGCCAUAACAUGCAUGUUCCUUCCUGAACAUUUAUUUUAGAAAACACUGGAUUUAAAUAAUUUGUAACUUAAUAUUUUAGAUUUGGAUUGUUUAUUCAGUUGUUUUUCCCACACACACACUCCAAGCUGCCAUAAGGGGGAGAGGGGUGGAAUUUUAUUCUGCACCCUUUUCCUUCCCUAGAUAAUUAUGUCUAAGUAGUUUUAAUUUUAUAAUUAACUUUGAGCCAAAAUAUAACUGGCCAGAUAGUCUCAUUAUUUUAUUUAUCUUGCCCCAUUGCAACUUUAUGGCUCAGUAAAUAUAUAAUUUUUUAUAAAUGUGCAUCUUUAAAUUUAAACAUUUGUAAAGUUAUAGCAAAGGUUACAGAUCUGUUAAUACACAGGAUGUGUAUGGAUUAUUUAUGUUACGAAAAUAAAACACUUAAAUGGUUUUUUGAAGCAUCUCGAAUUCCAGCUGAAAUAAUUUUAGCAUUAACUUUUUCUUCCCGAACCAAUAUCUCAUUUCUUGGCUGUGCAGGCAAUGCCAUGACACAUCUAAUAAUCAGAAAAAUCACUGUGCUGAACUUUGAUUCAUGUUUAGCUUCCAAAUAUUUUUCUAAUGUUCUGCUUUUUAAAUGGUAUCACUGUUAAAUGCCAUUUCUGUUUUGAGAUUGUGGCCCCUUAUUAUUGGCUGCUGGAUCCUGGUGUAUCUGUGUUCUUCCUUAAGUAUCAAAAAGGGAGGAAUUGGGGGUGGGGCAAAAGAAGACUUUCUGAUAUAAAGUCUGUGGCUUAAAUUAUGUGUAGUACUUUAAAAAAAAAAAAAAAGAACAUAACCCAGGAGUCUAAAUUAAUCUGAUGUUGUUAAUACUGAAUUUGCAGUCACAGGUUGGUAUACAUUCCACCCACCAGAAGUAUUUUCCUACAGUAGAUAAGCUGCUCACAUUUUGUUUUGAACAGGCAUCUCCUAAGGAAAUGUAGCAUGACAUUGAUACUAACUGCAUGUGUAAAUACAUCAUACUGCAAACUAUAAAAUAUAAAUUAUGUAUCAUCAUUCAUGUAGUAUCUACAAAUUUGUAACAGUGGAAAAAAAGAUGGUAUUUAAUAAUACAAUAAAAAUAUUCUUC